GCGAAUAUGGCGGUUCCUGCGACGACGAACGACUCUGAGAAAAGUGCUAAAAGUUAUGAAGUAAAAUGAAGACAUGUCAGGAAUCAACAUUUAACGUCUGCGGAAGAAUCCAGCGGAUGUUCGGUGAGGAAACGAUCCCGACAGAGACACGUACAGACGGCGCGGAGAGAGUUUACGGUCGCUUCAGAGACACGCGGAAGUGACGAGACUUUAAACAAACUCCAGCUAAACACUGAUCAAAGUCACUCAGACGGAGAGAUGCGUCAGGAUUAAAGUGUCUGAGGGAGUUCAGACAACCAGUAAACACCAUUUCACACCGACUGUUAAACCUUACCUGUGUUUAACUACCUGAACUUUCAUCUAAAGGUGUUUUUUUUUCGAGGAAAAACGUUAUUUACGUCAGUGACGUCGAUUAUUUACUCGUUUACAAAUGUGUAAGAAUAACCUUUGACUGACACUAACAGUCACUACCAAAAAUAUACUUGUUUUUCUUUUAUUAAACCGUGAGAUAUUUCCAGUGAUUAAUAAUAAUGAUUGACUACAGUUUAAUGCACAGCAUGAUAUUAAUCAUAAUUAUCGACAUGAUGAUGUGCCAGGAGCUCGUGACGUCACCGUGAUUGACAGGUCCGCCGAGUGGAUGUUUUCAGUGAGCUCGCGCUGGAGAGAUCUCAUGCACUGACUCUGAUUCUGAAGAGGCAUGUGUCUGUUCCUCACCUCACAGUGCACUGAGAACACACACACUGCUCUUUCACUUCUGUGCACUUUAAGCUUUCAAAGCUGUGAUCUGAAGUUAGCCAUCCAGCCGUCGACGCAUGACCCGCACAGAAGAGCAGACCGGACCGUGCUCAGUAACGUCCCGUGAGCUCUUAUGGGGCAGCAGCCUGGGAAGCUAGUCGGGGACCAGAGGAGACCGAGUCUGCCGGCGCUGCCCUUCAUCAAGGGAGCAGGGAGGAGAGAGAUGUCUAGACAGGGAGCGCUUCACUGCAAUGUGUUCACCGUCCACGAAGCGCUCCAGCGGCCGGAUUUCGAGGCUGGUCUGUCCGAGGCGGCGCGCUGGAACUCCAAAGAGAAUCUGCUGGCGGGACCCAGCGAAAAUGACCCCAAUCUGUUCGUAGCGCUGUAUGACUUCGUCGCGAGCGGAGAUAACACUCUCAGCAUCACCAAAGGAGAGAAGCUGAGGGUUCUGGGAUACAAUCACAAUGGCGAGUGGUGCGAGGCGCAGACCAAGAACGGCCAGGGCUGGGUUCCCAGUAACUACAUCACACCGGUCAACAGCCUGGAGAAGCACAGCUGGUACCACGGACCUGUGUCCCGAAACGCUGCGGAGUACCUGCUGAGCAGCGGCAUCAACGGCAGCUUCCUGGUGCGUGAGAGCGAGAGCAGCCCGGGUCAAAGGUCAAUCUCACUGCGCUACGAGGGACGAGUCUACCACUACCGCAUCAACACGGCCUCCGACGGCAAGCUGUAUGUUUCAUCAGAGAGCCGCUUCAACACACUAGCAGAGCUGGUUCACCAUCACUCCACGGUGUCUGACGGUCUGAUCACCACGCUGCAUUACCCAGCGCCCAAACGCAACAAGCCCACCAUCUACGGCGUCUCGCCCAACUACGACAAAUGGGAGAUGGAGCGCACGGAUAUCACCAUGAAACACAAGCUGGGAGGAGGACAGUACGGAGAGGUGUACGAGGGAGUCUGGAAGAAAUACAGCCUGACCGUGGCCGUCAAAACACUGAAGGAGGACACGAUGGAAGUGGAGGAGUUUUUAAAAGAAGCUGCGGUCAUGAAAGAAAUCAAACACCCAAACCUGGUGCAGCUGUUAGGUGUCUGCACACGUGAACCUCCGUUUUACAUCAUCACUGAGUUCAUGACCCACGGAAACCUGCUGGAUUACCUGCGAGAGUGUAAUCACGAGGAGGUCAACGCUGUGGUGCUGCUCUACAUGGCCACGCAGAUCUCCUCCGCCAUGGAGUAUCUGGAGAAGAAGAACUUCAUCCACAGGGAUCUGGCUGCCCGUAACUGCUUAGUUGGGGAAAACCACUUGGUUAAAGUGGCAGAUUUUGGACUGAGUCGCCUGAUGACUGAAGAAACCUACAUAGCACAUGUAGGAGCCAAGUUUCCCAUUAAAUGGACCGCCCCGGAGAGCCUGGCCUAUAACAAAUUCUCCAUCAAGUCAGACGUGUGGGCAUUUGGAGUCCUGCUUUGGGAAAUCGCCACCUAUGGGAUGUCUCCGUAUCCUGGAAUCGACUUGUCCCAAGUGUACGAGCUACUAGAGAAAGAUUACCGCAUGGACCGACCCGAGGGAUGCCCAGAGAAAGUCUAUGAGCUCAUGAGGGCCUGUUGGAGGUGGAACCCUGCAGAGCGGCCUUCUUUUGCAGAGACCCACCAGGCGUUUGAGACGAUGUUUCAAGAGUCCAGUAUCUCCGACGAGGUGGAGAAAGAGUUGGGCAAAAAGAGUAAGAAGCUCACACUGGGUCCGAUUCAGCAGGCUCCAGAACUUCCCACUAAGACGAGGACAUUGCGAAGACAUGCGGACAGCAGGGACGGCGACAGUCCGGACGCAGCAGAGACUGAAGGAACCGGGCUCCCGAUGCUCCCGAGGCCUGUCCUUGAUAGCUACUUAAACGAAGACGAUCGCCUCCUAGCCAAAGAUAAAGAUAAACUGAACGGAUUCAUUCGGAAUUUAAUCAAGAAAAAGAAGAGGACGGCUCCAGCACCCCCUAAACGCAGCAGCUCCUUCGGGAAGAUGGAUGGGCAUCUGGAUCGUAGAGGACUGGCUUCCGACGGCAGAGAUGAUUUUAACAACGGCGUUCCCACUAACGACGCCAUCGACUCUUCUAAAUUGGUCGGCUCCAACUGUACAAUGAUUGUCGGAGUCCCCAAUGGAGGCCCGGUUUAUCCCGGUCAGCUCUUUCCAUCUCAUUCACGUAAAAAAGGCACAACGUCGGUCGGCGGAGGGAAGCUUGCCACAGAAGAAGACCCCAUGUCAAACUCCAAGCGCUUCUUGAGGUCUUCUUCUGCCUCUAGCACGCCUCCAGGGUCCGAGCGCACCGAGUGGAGGUCUGUUACCUUGCCCCGUGAUAUCCAGUCGUCUCACUUCGACUCGGGAACCUUCGGAGGAAAGCCAGCUCUGCCUCGCAAGAAAGCUGAUUGUGUUCCCCGUGGUGGCACCCUUACCCCAUCACCCCACCAGAAAACCGACUCGGAUGCACCAGACGAAGUGUUUAAGGACUCGGAGUCUAGUCCUGGAUCAAGUCCUUUGACUCUGACACCAAAGCUCAGUCGUCGGACAGAAAGCUCCAAAACGAGCGCCUUGCAAGCAGAGCUGUUCAGACCCAGCGUGGGAGAUGAAUCCAGACCUCGUAGGCUCAAGAACUCUUCCGAAGUCCCUGGACAAAGAGACCGAGAAAAGGGGAAGUUUGUCAAACCCAAACCAGCUCCUCCUCUGCCUCCGGUCUCGAGCGGCAAAUCUGGAAAGACUUCGAGGAGUCCCACUUUUGAUGUUUCUGCGGACACCAAAGUCAAAGGCUCGUCUGAACACAGCCCUCCAAGUCCCGGAUCCGCAGAACAAGGCAAAGGCGUGAGCCUUUCCCAAGAAAGUGCUAAGAAAGUGCCAAAAAACACCUCAAAAAUGCAGCCCCCAAAGACGACUUCUGUAUCCCCAAGCGGUCAGCUGCCAGGGAUGGGAACGGGAUCGGCCGUCGGAGAUCUGGGAUCCAGCUUUAUUCCCCUCAUGACGACUCGCCGCUCGCUCAGGAAGACACGGCAGCCGUCGGAGCGGCUCUCUAACUCCUGCAUCACGCUCGAGAUGGUCCUGGAGAGCAGCGAGCUCCUGCGAGCCGCCAUCGGCCGUGUUUCGGAGCAGACCGGCACCCAUAGUGCUGUGCUGGAAGCCGGCAAGAAUCUGUCCAAGUAUUGUGCCAGCUACGUCGAGUCCAUCCAGCAGAUGCGCAACAAGUUUGCGUUCCGCGAAGCCAUCAAUAAGCUGGAGAGCAGCCUGCGUGAGCUGCAGAUCUGCCCCGCUGCCACCGGGGGAGCCAACACGCCUCCAGACUUCUCAAAGCUGCUUUCCUCCGUCAGAGAGAUCAGUGACAUUGUUCAGAGGUAGCAGAGAAGAGCAUGGGUGCCACCGCCGUCUUCUGUGUGUCUGGGGCUGCUCUGGUCAUGUGACCCACCUCAGCUCUUCUCAAGCCAAAGAGAGGAACGUUUCGGAGCGGUUCAGUGUCUUAUUACUGAGCUCAAGUGCAGGGGAACCGUUCCUCAAGAGUCUGCUUGGACAUCUUGAGCCCAGGAU
Molecule: messenger RNA, 4291 nt
Organism: Carassius carassius (crucian carp)
Lineage: Eukaryota; Metazoa; Chordata; Actinopteri; Cypriniformes; Cyprinidae
Product: tyrosine-protein kinase ABL1-like
Exons: 11
Coding region: 869-4105 (1078 amino acids)
Biological process (GO): protein phosphorylation; regulation of apoptotic process
Molecular function (GO): non-membrane spanning protein tyrosine kinase activity; protein binding; ATP binding
Source: RefSeq, a predicted model, not a curated record